Messenger RNA from Sesamum indicum (sesame), 633 nucleotides. Its product is annotated as dirigent protein 22. The record is from RefSeq and is a predicted model, not a curated record. NCBI's taxonomy places the organism in Eukaryota, Viridiplantae, Streptophyta, Magnoliopsida, Lamiales, Pedaliaceae.
AUGGGAAAACUGAUCUUUCUUACUGUGAUGGUAAUUUUCUCCUUGUCCUUAGCCAUACUUCCAACAGCUGGUUAUGCAAGCAAAACCGAUCCUCUAUACACCGACGACAACGAUGAAUCGUGGUUCCACAACCUCUGCCAUGGAAAUGAAAAGUUCGCCAAGCUCCAUUUCUACGUUCAAGAUCUACUAAAAGGCGAAAAUCAGACAGUUUAUGAGGUAGCUCGCGCGAACAUCACUUCUAACUCCGCGACUUCGUUCGGUUCAGUUCGAGUCCUGGAUAAUCCAAUGACAGCGGGGCCUGAUAUCAACUCGGAGGCCGUCGGCAGAUUUCAGGGGAUUGUCACUGCUGCAGACCUGGAAAUAUUGUCCUUCUCCAUGAACAUUAACUUCGUCUUCACGUCGGGCCGCUUCAGGGGAAGCUCCAUCAGUAUUUCGGGAAUGAACCAAGUGAUGAACGAACAGCGUGAGCUGCCGGUGAUUGGCGGUACCGGAGCUUUUCGUUUUGCUCGUGGAUAUGUGAUUACCACCACUUACUUUUCUGAUCCUGACAUGGAACACAAUGUUUUGGAAUACACGAUUUAUGUGACUUACGUCCAUCAAUCCAGCAUGAGUUCUUGUCGUGCAAACAUAUGA